Molecule: messenger RNA, 1606 nt
Organism: Pseudogymnoascus destructans
Lineage: Eukaryota; Fungi; Ascomycota; Leotiomycetes; Thelebolales; Thelebolaceae
Gene: BNA5
Product: Kynureninase (L-kynurenine hydrolase)
Exons: 4
Coding region: 46-1515 (489 amino acids)
Biological process (GO): NAD+ biosynthetic process
Cellular component (GO): cytoplasm
Molecular function (GO): kynureninase activity; pyridoxal phosphate binding
Source: RefSeq, a predicted model, not a curated record
UCCACCAUCCACCAUCCACCAUCCGCGUAUAACAUAAUACCAAUUAUGACCGAAUCCACGCCCACCAGCACCACCACCAACGGCCAAGCCACAGCAGCAGACGCACUUCCCCACCACAGCAGGGAGUACGCCGAGUACCUGACCGCCCAGGAUCCACUCAAGCACCUCCGCGCCGAGUUCUUCAUCCCCUCCAAGGCGGACCUGGCGCGUGAGACGCUGCCGCGGAAUGACCACACCAUCCCGCCCUCAUCACAUGAUGAAAGCGUCUACCUCUGCGGCAACUCCCUCGGUCUGCAACCGCGUCGCGUCUCGCAGCGGCUCCAGCAAUAUCUCUCUGCCUGGGCCACUCAAGGCGUACAAGGCCACUUCAAAGCCCUUAAGGAUUCCCCCCUCCCAGCAUGGCUGUACGCCGACGACGCGGCGGCAAAGGCGAUGGCGCCCAUUGUCGGUGCGGCGCCGGCGGAGAUCGCGGUGAUGGAGACGUUGACGGCGAAUUUGCAUUUUAUUCUUUCGGCGUUUUAUAGGCCGGAUGUUAAUGGACGGCAUAAGAUUAUUAUUGAGAGCAAGGCUUUCCCCAGCGACCACUUCGCAGUAGAAUCCCAAGUCCGCCACCACAACCUCCCUCCCUCCACCUCGAUGAUAACCAUCGACCCCCCCACCGACACCUCCUUGCUACCCACCUCCCACAUCCUCGCCACGAUCGACGCACACGCCUCCACCACCGCUGUCCUGCUGCUGCCGGGGGUCCAGUUUUACACCGGGCAGUUGCUGGAUAUCAAGACUAUCACUGCUUACGCCCAGGCGAGGGGUAUUUUCGUGGUCUGGGAUCUUGCCCACGCCGUCGGCAACGUGCCACUUCAACUGCAUGAUUGGAAUGUGGAUGCCGCGGCAUGGUGUACGUAUAAGUACUUGAACUCUGGCCCCGGGGCAAUCGGUGGGAUGUUCGUACACGAAAGAAACAGUCGUGUCACCACCACCACCACCACCACCACCUCGAACGGCGCGACCAAUGGCGACAAGAAGAGCGAGGAUAAGGAAUUCCACCCCCGCCUCGCAGGCUGGUGGGGCAGCGACAAAAAAACCCGCUUCGCAAUGUCCAACGACUUCUCCCCCAUCCCCGGCGCCGGGGGCUUCCAAGUCUCGAACCCCAGCACCAACGACCUGACGACCGUCUGCGCGUCUCUCGAAGUCUUCAACCUCACCACUAUCGCUGAGCUACGCGAGAAGAGUUUGGGACUUACUGCGUACCUUGAGGAGCGGCUGCUGGCGCUGCAGAAGAGAUCGGGGGGGUUUAAGAUUAUUACGCCCAGUAGCCCGGAGGAGAGGGGUGCGCAGUUGAGUGUGCAGCUUGAAGAAGGGUUCUUGGAAGGGGUGAUGGAGGAGUUGAUCAAGGGAGGAGUGAUUGUGGAUGAGAGGAUGCCGGAUGUGAUUCGGGUUGCGCCGGCGCCGAUUUAUAAUAAUGCGGUGGAUGUGUGGAUAUUUAUGGAUGUUUUUGAGAAGGUUGUGACGAAUUGAUGGAAUGGGGGGGUUAUGAGAUUAAGACGUUGCUGUGAGAGCUUGUGUGCGUAGCUAACAUACUUGAAAACUGAGCGUAGAUUUUAGGGAG